Molecule: messenger RNA, 711 nt
Organism: Bipolaris maydis ATCC 48331
Lineage: Eukaryota; Fungi; Ascomycota; Dothideomycetes; Pleosporales; Pleosporaceae
Source: RefSeq, a predicted model, not a curated record
AUGCCGGCCCUCACGCUACACUCCUUGUGCAAGGAUGAACAGGAAACCUUGGUUUCGCGCUGUGUCACAGCCGAAGAUCUACCACCAGUACCACCCAUUACAUUUUGCUAUUCAGUUGAUGAAUUACCCGAGGAGCCUUUGCAGCUCUCCGCAUGGCGAGGGCCACAAAUCGAAUACCGCUACCGUCUCCAGCGUGCUCGUACGCAUCGGAUUGGCAAUGCAUUACGGAUACAACAAGACGACUUCCGAAAUUACGUGAUUCCAGUGGGUAUAAUCUACUUUAACCAAGCGACCCGCCCGCCCUUCCACAUGACCGACUCAGAGCUACUAGCGGUUCGACCCUUCUGUCACUGUGGUAUUACCCAGAAUGGACCUGCGCUAGUAGCCCGCAACAGAGACAACCAAUCCAUUGAGAUACCACAGCUGGUACUUGCUCGCUUUUCGCCCAGGGCAUGCGGACGAUACCCUAUCACUUAUAACGGUGAUGCCCUUAUACAACUCUUCACCGUAACAGCCAAUGCUUCUGGUGUCAUGCUCUCUUCGAGGGGAUACUCUGUGGAUGGCGAGUGGUUUCAAGCCAUCCAUAUUCUAGCGUGGAACAUUGUCCACUUCUUUGAUGAGUUUCGUAAUACGCGAGGUGUAGAGGGGAUUGCUGGUGUAUAUCGCAGGAUCUACGCCGAGCUGCGCCGCGGCGAGAUUAUGGGCUUGUAG